AGUAUAUAACGCUCAGCUCUGUUUGACUGAGAACAGAUUCUCAUAAUGUACCUGUUGGUGGUGGUUGUCUCUCUUCUGCUGAGCUUUGGUCCGGCUCAGAGUCGUUAUGUUAAGGAUAUCUUUAAAAAGAUCUCUGAGGAAACUGAUAACAGCAUUGAACGAGAUAAGCCAGUGUCAGCUAUAAUAGAGGCCAACAAACAUGCAGGACAGGGACUAGAUGGGGCCGUGAUCAUAUUUGGAGACAUCGCUGUAGCAACAGGGUUACAGAAUGCAGAUCCAUGCACAGCUCAUGGGUGCAAAUGGAAGAGAGACAGAAAUGGAAAAGUCUAUGUGCCAUAUAUAAUCUCCAACCAGUACUCUCCUGAGGAAAAAGGCGUGAUUGAAAAAGGCUUAAAGUCUUUUGAGGAGUCAACCUGCAUUCAAUUCAUGCCUCAUCGAGGACAGAGCGACUAUAUCCACAUAAUGUCUAAGUCUGGUUGCUUUUCAUAUCUGGGCCGCCAAGGUGGAGAGCAGGUUGUAUCUCUGGCUCGUGCUGGGUGUGUCCAUUUUAGUAUUGUUCAGCAUGAGCUGAUUCAUGCUCUCGGGUUCCAUCAUGAACAGAACCGCAGCGACCGUGAUGGCCACGUCAAGAUUAUUUAUGAGAACAUCAUACAUGGAAAAGAGCACAAUUUUGAAAAAAGAAAAACCAACAACCUGGGUACUCCAUAUGACUACAACUCUGUGAUGCACUAUUCAAGGUACGCAUUCACCAAGAACAAUAAGCCAACCAUCAUUCCCAUUCCUGAUCAAAAUGUUGUGAUUGGUGAAGCUCGAAGGAUGAGCCCCAAUGACAUCACACGUAUUAAUAAACUCUACUGCAGUUGAGCAAUGUGAUGCCAAGCCAUAUGAAUAAUCUGUUUGAUGACACCGUUCACAGUCACCAUCUAUUUUCUUUUUUGAUCUAGUUUUCAUUUUAUGCUUUUUCUUUGCACAACACAAUGUCAAAAUAACAUAUUCAAUCUAGUACACUCUCAGUGCAUAAACUGUAAAGAUGAUAUGUCCCAUAAUGUAUGAGUAACAGAAGCUUUUGUCUAAACAACAAACAGGAGCAAAUCACGUGAACUCCGAAUCUUCUUUAAAAUGAGAUUUUGCUAAAAUAUAACACCUCCAUGAUUGAUGGGUUCUGUGACAUUCGCCUUUGUUUGAUUUUAUGCAGUUAAUAUUCAGAUAUUGUUGUUAAACAAACUGAUUUUGUUUUUGUUUUUUUACUUUUUUGCUGAUAAUCCUUUUGCAAUAUUAAAGCUGGUGAACACAAUCAACAUUAGUGGUUUUCUUCU
Myxocyprinus asiaticus (Chinese sucker) is the source of this 1316-nucleotide messenger RNA. RefSeq names its product hatching enzyme 1.2-like. The coding region runs from base 46 to 864 and encodes 272 amino acids. The record is from RefSeq and is a predicted model, not a curated record. Lineage: Eukaryota; Metazoa; Chordata; Actinopteri; Cypriniformes; Catostomidae. Gene Ontology annotation, molecular function: zinc ion binding; metalloendopeptidase activity. Gene Ontology annotation, biological process: proteolysis. The transcript is spliced from 9 exons.